AUGCAAGAGUACCCCACGUCAGGACAGUUCAACGAGGACAUGAUCCCCACCGUGGGUUUCAACAUGCGCAAAAUCACCAAAGGGAAUGUGACUAUCAAGCUCUGGGACAUUGGGGGACAGCCGCGUUUCCGCAGCAUGUGGGAGCGCUACUGCCGAGGAGUGAGCGCCAUCGUGUACAUGGUGGAUGCUGCUGACCAGGAGAAGAUUGAGGCCUCUAAGAACGAGCUCCACAACCUACUGGACAAACCUCAGCUGCAGGGCAUCCCGGUCUUAGUCCUGGGUAACAAGCGAGACCUUCCGGGAGCAUUGGAUGAGAAGGAGCUGAUUGAGAAAAUGAAUCUGUCUGCCAUCCAGGACCGAGAGAUCUGCUGCUACUCCAUCUCCUGCAAAGAAAAGGACAACAUUGACAUCACCCUACAGUGGCUUAUUCAACACUCAAAGUCACGGAGAAGCUGAGACUCCAGCCCUUCUCCCUCAGACCAGGGACCGUCGUCAUCUAAACCUGAAGCCGAGCUCCCCGCCCACCCCCGUCGUCCCCCUAAGCCCACCCCUCCUCACCCAGUGUGAGGAGGGCCCUCUGGGGACCCCAGAGUCCUGUUCUGCUGAGGUUUGAACUCCUGUUUUUAUUGUAAAAUACAUUGCCCCCCAUUCUGGUCCCCUAACUUCUCACCCUUCCCUGCUGCCUUUGUCCCAUCACCCAGCCCUGCCUCCCUCCCAACAACCCUGGGCCACAGCCCCCGCCCCUGGCUUUUCUGAGUCAGAGCCACUCCUGCACCUCCCUUUUCAACACUCUCUGUUAUCGUCCUGUGUGUACAGUAUAUAUAUGUAUAUAUAUUUUAAUUUUUUAAUUUAAGCAAAGACUAAAAUCAACCAUUUGAUGCUGCAGGGCAUCCCUUUCAGGACCUGGGAGGGGGCAGAGUCUGGAGAAAAGGAGGGAGACGCAGGUGGACUUGGGGCAAGUUCAGAUCAGGAGAGGUGGAGACUGGCACCUGCGGCAGGUACCAGCCUGGGCACUGGUGGCCGCCCCCCUGUCCCGUGUGUUUCCACCGCCCAGUCUGGCUUGUCCUGGCAGUGCUUGAACCCCACAGGCUAGCAAGGGCCUCCGGGGGCCCCUCCCCUCGGUCCCCAGCCUGGGUAGAGCCACCAGGUACGACCAGGUACCAGAAACCACCAGGUGCACGGGGCAGAAAGCCAGCAUCCAUGCCCCAGCAGCCCCCUCCUGCCUGCUCCUGGCUCCCAGCUCCCGCCCCUCCCCAGGGCCCCCACCUCCACGGCUCACUUCAUUUUCUGUUCUCAUUUUGCAGAGUUGCACAAGGAGAGAACUCAGCAUGGGGGGUUGGUUCUUUGGGUUCUGUUUGUUUAUUUGUUUAAUUUAAUGAUUUGUAAAGUGAUGUUCCUCUUCCUUUUUUACACUUUUCAGCUCAUAUUUAACCUCUGUUUGGAAAAUGAUUCUUGUAACUGUACAUUUUUUUGCCUCCUAAUAACAAUGACAACAACAAAAAUAAAUGACCAGUUUUGUGUUGGG
Messenger RNA from Mandrillus leucophaeus (drill), 1525 nucleotides. RefSeq names its product ADP-ribosylation factor-like 8A (gene ARL8A). The record is from RefSeq and is a predicted model, not a curated record. The transcript is spliced from 7 exons. Gene Ontology annotation, cellular component: lysosomal membrane. Lineage: Eukaryota; Metazoa; Chordata; Mammalia; Primates; Cercopithecidae. Gene Ontology annotation, molecular function: GTPase activity; GTP binding. Bases 1 to 456 code for a protein of 151 amino acids. Gene Ontology annotation, biological process: protein transport; anterograde axonal transport.